AUGCCAAAAACAAAAAUAGUAGAAAGUGAACCGAUUUCAGAAAAUGAAGAUCUAUGCAGUAAAUAUUGGUGUGAUAAUGGAGAUAGAUGGGAUUUCUUUACCAUGAUAACAGGUUUAUUAUUGUUAAUAAUGGGAUUAUGUUGUUCGACCAUUGAAGUUGGUUAUAUAAUUUAUACAUAUCGUAUACAAUGUUACUGUGUUGGUUUAUGGUGUUCUGCAGGUUUUCUAUUAAUUGGUACUCUUGCUAUGGGAUUAUAUCAUUAUGAAUCAGUUCCAUCAGCAUCAUUAAUGUUAUUUUGUGUAAUGUGUGACUUAAUAUUUGGCAUAGUUAUGCCACUGAUUGCAAUUGCUUUUACAAUUAAGUGUGGCAAAUUAAAUGUUUUUUAUUAUCCAAUCACAAUGAUUUGCAUACUAGUUGGAUUAAUAAGUAUUGUACAUAUAUUUUUUGUAACAAGAGAACUGUUAAAAUUACGACGACAAUUCUAUCGUGAAGGAUAA
Molecule: messenger RNA, 498 nt
Organism: Schistosoma curassoni
Lineage: Eukaryota; Metazoa; Platyhelminthes; Trematoda; Strigeidida; Schistosomatidae
Source: the annotation of a GenBank genome assembly